AUUAGCUGACGGCAGGAUAUUUCCUCCCUAUAUCUUUGGAUUUGAGAGAUAUAGAUGGAGGGAGGGCUGAUUAUAAAAUCUGCCUCUCCUACCAGCUGUUCCUCUCAAAACUCUUGUCGCUCUCUUUCACCGGAUGCUCAGGAAGCUUCAGAUCCCCUGUCACCUUCUCCUGGGCCUCCCGCCAUGUGUGUGACAGCCGGACCCCCACCACCACCUCCUCCUCCUCCUCCUCCUCCUCCUCCUCCUCCUCCUCCUCCUCCUCCUCCUCCUCCUCCACCUCCUCCUCUUCCUCCUCCACCUCCUUCAUUUGGCUUUAAUAAUGUCCAGCGACGUUCCAUGAAAAAGCUGAACUGGGACACCAUUCCCAGCCAGCGCGUCAUGGGCAAACUGAACGUCUGGACGUCUAAGCGGCCUCAGAGGAACCUCGUGCUGGAUAUUCAGAGCAUGGAGGAGUUGUUCAGUCAUGUAGACAAACGGGCAUCACUGCGCAACUCAAUGGUCAUUGGUAUGAAUACGUGUGAUAGCUUGGACCUCUUUCCACAGGAACCUAAGGUCACAAUACUUGACUCUAAAAAGAGCAUGAAUAUUGCGAUCUUCCUAAGACAUUUCAAGAGGCCAGUGGCAGAAAUGGUGCAGGACAUUUGUCAAGCAAACUGGCUCAGAUUUGGAUCAGGCAAACUAAAAGAGCUUUGUAAACUACUGCCUGAAGAAAAGGAGGUGAAGCAGCUGCUGUCAUUCAGUGACCUCUCCGUGUUACCAGAGGCCGACCGCUUUAUGGUGCAGCUGGUCAAAGUGCCGGGCUAUGAGGAACGUCUGAAAACGAUGGUGCUGAGGGAGGAAUUCUUUCCUCUCAUGGACGAGGUGAAAAACUCUGUUGCUGUCAUGACAAAAGCAGCUAAUGAGCUGUUGGACUGUGAUGACCUCCACUCGGUCAUUCGGCUGGUAUUAAAAGCGGGGAAUUACAUGAACGCUGGUGGUUACAGUGCAAAUGCCAUUGGCUUCAGGAUGACCUCUCUGCUCAAUCUGGCAGACACCAAGGCCAACAAGCCAGGCAUGAACCUCAUGCACUAUGUUGCCAAGCAAGUCGAGGACAUCGAUGCCGAGUUGCUGACGUUCCACACCCAACUUGAACACAUCGGGAUGGGGGCAAGAGUUUGUAAAGAGGAAGUAAUCACAGACUUUGAGAGGGAACUCAAAAAGGUCAAGGAAGUGAAAUUGUACUGCAGCAGACAGCCUGGCCUCUUGCAACAAAUGGAGACAUUUCUCUUGAGGGCUGAGGCCAAGCUGGCAGAUGUGGAGUCGUCCAUUCAGGAGCUAAAGACUCUAAGCAAUGCGGUCGCCGAGUAUUUCUGUGAAGACCCGGCUACCUUCAAACUGGAGGAGUGCUGCUCCAUCUUCCAUUCAUUUUGCAAGCGGUUUGACACAGCUGUAAAGGAGAAUCAAGAGCGAGAUGCAGCCGACCAGAGGCGCAAGCGGACGGACAGUGUGCGUUUUGUAGCCAAGCGCCGCCCCACAGUGUCUUUCCCAGGACCCCCACCUGAUCGGGACUCAGGUUUAGAGUCGGCCUUACACAGCUUUCUCUCCUCCGCUCCAGAGGGAUUAGUCAGAUACAGAAAGAAAAUAUUGCCUCCGAUCGAAGGUUCUCCUGCUGAAUGCAGCUCCACUGUUCCAUCAGUAGAAAAAAAUGAGACUACGCCCCUGUACUAGACAAGAAAGACCCGAGAAGAAACAGCCCAAACUGCAGGAAGGAGACGGGAAAAUUAGUGACCUAGAAAACAAAGAAGAAGCUGAUAAAAUGCGUGAGAUAACCAGGAAAGUGCUUCGCUAUCAAAGCAGCAGAAGCAACCUCGAUGGGAGCAGAGAUUCAGACACUCCCCUACGGUCAGAGAGUCCACAGGACACACCAGAUACCCCUAGUACCCCUCAGCCUAGAACCAGAGACUUCUUCUUUUCCAACAACAACAAUGACGA
Molecule: messenger RNA, 1971 nt
Organism: Eleginops maclovinus (Patagonian blennie)
Lineage: Eukaryota; Metazoa; Chordata; Actinopteri; Perciformes; Eleginopidae
Gene: fhdc3
Product: FH2 domain containing 3
Source: RefSeq, a predicted model, not a curated record